ACCUGGCGGCUGGAGUUUUAGUCCGCGGGCGGCUGCGGGGGAAUCUCUGACUCUCUCCGGGGCUGCAGCGGCCGCGUCGCGUCGGAGUCCCGAUCGCCAUGGGGACCGAGGCGAGAGCCGGGAGGAGACAGUUGCUCGUCUUCACGUCGGUCGUCCUGAGCUCCCUGGCGUUGGGCAGGGGCGCAGUGUAUACUUCUGAGCCCGAUGUCAGAGUUCCUGAGGACAAACCCGCCAAGUUGUCCUGCUCCUACUCGGGCUUCUCCAACCCCCGCGUGGAGUGGAAGUUCGCCCAUGGUGACAUCACCAGCCUCGUUUGUUAUAAAAACAAGAUCACGGCCUCCUAUGCAGACCGAGUCACCUUCUCGCACAGUGGCAUCACUUUCCAUUCGGUGACCCGGAAAGACACGGGGACGUACACUUGCAUGGUCUCUGACGACGGCGGCAACACGUACGGGGAGGUCAGCGUCCAGCUCACUGUGCUUGUGCCUCCAUCCAAGCCCACGGUCCACAUCCCCUCCUCUGCCACCAUCGGGAGUCGGGCAGUGCUGACCUGCUCAGAGAAGGAUGGCUCCCCCCCUUCUGAGUACUACUGGUUCAAGGACGGGGUCCCGAUGCCUUCGGAUCCCAAGGGCAACCGCGCCUUCAGCAACUCUUCCUACAGCCUGAAUAAAAAGACAGGGGAGCUGGUCUUCGAUCCCGUGUCAGCCUGGGAUACGGGCGAGUACACCUGUGAGGCGCGGAAUGGGUACGGGAUGCCCGUGAGGUCAGAGGCUGUGCGCAUGGAAGCCGCGGAGUUGAAUGUGGGGGGCAUUGUGGCAGCUGUCCUUGUCACACUCAUUCUCCUUGGAUUCUUGAUUUUGGGCAUCUGGUUCGCCUAUAGACGAGGCUACUUUGACAGAACAAAGAAAGGGACCUCGAGUAAGAAGGUGAUUUACAGCCAGCCCGCUGCCCGCAGUGAAGGGGAAUUCAGGCAGACCUCGUCAUUCCUGGUGUGACCCUGGUCCGACUCAUCUCCUGUCCUCCGUGCUUGCCUUCUUCCGGUGCAACCAGACUCCGGCCCGCGGCGUCUGUAGUUUCACAGGGUCCCUUACGCGUCUUCUAGCCCCCACAGGGGUCCCCACGUUUAUCUUAGUUAGGAUGUGGUUGUGUACACUUUGCCCCUGCAUCCCGCCCUUCCUUUCCCGCCAUUGCCGAGUGGCCCGGGACUUAUUUAAAAGCUUUCGUCCCCCAUCCCUACGAGGGAUCAGGGAACAGCCCUGAGCGUCACGCCCCUUGACUUCCCUUCCCAGAACGUGGCAACAGUGGCGGGGCACUCGAUACCCGCUGUGUGGCGGCGGCCCCUCCCCGCGAGUAGGGAUCUGGAGUUUGGUCCCUCGGCCCUUUCCUCCCGUGGUGAGGAGGGACCCGCUGUUCCAGAGUGGGGACUGGAGACCGAGCCACCGAAGAGGUUGCGGGGUGACAACACCAAGUCUCUCCCGCCCCUGCAGCCCACUCCGCUUUCUUCUGUCUUCCCACGGGAAGUGCCCCCCGAGACCCUCUUGCACCGGCCUGAACGCAGGCGGACACCAUCUGUGUCUGUAGAAAGAAACCGGAGCUUUGUUAUGGAGAGCAUGGGGGGGGGGGGGGCUCUCAGGGGACACUGAGCGGAAGGGUUUUAAAACCCCUGAUCUAAAGAAAAGGAAGCUGGAGCUGGGAGCUCCGACCAUCACCCUUCCCUUGGCUGGAACAACUGGAUGGACCCUUUUAAGAUGUGUCUGCAGGGCCGUGCGGAUGUGCGCAGUGGUCUUAGCUCUUUGCUGUGGGGUGUGUGCGUGCGUGUGCGUGUGUGCGUGCGCGUGCACAUUCGCGCGCUCGGUCCUAGCUCUCUGCUGAAAUGCGGUGUGUGUCCAGGGCGUCUUUGCUCUUUGGUGAGACUGUUGGUGUGUGUUUGGAUGUAGCCGGAUGUUGCUGGUUUGUCAAAGCCUCUCGUCGCGGGAAGUUGGGGAAGUGAAGUUCCUGGGCUCCUUUGUACAAACAGGAAGGCGCCUGGAACCCUGCUUCCCAACAACCUGGGUUGGUCCUGGCCCCCUGUCCCACCCCUUCCUGGCUCCCGUCUCAAGGCAGAGCUUCUGAGCUUGGGGGCCCUCAUUCCGGAGCCCUCUGGCGGCGGGAGGAGUGCCCUCUGCUGCGGGAGCACACCCGGAGGAAGCCGAUGCUGUGCCCUGGGGUUCUCGCUGGUCUGGUCCACUGAGGGGAGAAAGUGCCCACCCUCUCCUCCCCCCUCUGCCAACCAGAUGCAUCGAAAGACUUAUCUAAGGAGAACAGACUGCCCCAGAGCAGUAAAGUAACCAUUGCUUCACUGGAGCGGAGUUGGGGGCUGGGGUGCUGUUUAGAGGAAAGGUAAUUUGAGACCAGGUGGCCAGGCCAUCCGCGUGUGAGUGAUGCGAAGGUAGGCCUGCCUGACGUUGCUUUCCUUUGUGCGUCUGGACAGCCCUUUUUGCCCUUAAAUUUCUGUUUCCCCCUCUACCAUAGUCGCCCGGUCUAUUAACGAGCGAGAGGGCGAACACGGGGGUCUUCAAGGGUUGAUUUUGCUUAACUUCUUUCUGUGGGGGACGCUAAGCCCCACUUUGCCAGGUUUUAUUCCCUGGUCUGGAAACCCCUGACAGAAUUGAGUUUUCUAUCGAGAAUCCAAGAGGAAAAACAAGCCUAGCCAAACCAUCGGUUAAGGGUCAUGGGCCAAUAAAAAAAGAGCUUUUUCAGAUGGAGAUAAAAUUUAAUUAAACAGUAAAAGCAGAGAUGAUGAAAUGGUUCAGUAAGAAAGAGAUUUUUAAAGCGUGUUUCAGCCUCCUGGUUGGGAGACGGGGUGGGAGGGACGCGGAGACAAGGCCACAGGGAAGCAGAGGUGACUCAUUGUCCCGUCAGGUCUGAGGUGAGUGGUUCCUCACCCUCUCGGUCACUUGUGAUGAACAGAAGUCAUGCGUGACCAGCCUUGGAAGUCACCUCUCCAGCUUACCACAGUCCCCUUGAGUUGGAAAACACCCUGCCUGCUUUCAUUUCGAAAUGUCAAGGCUAAUUUUGUAAUAAAUGUUUAUUUUUCACAUUGA
Molecule: messenger RNA, 3083 nt
Organism: Neofelis nebulosa (Clouded leopard)
Lineage: Eukaryota; Metazoa; Chordata; Mammalia; Carnivora; Felidae
Gene: F11R
Product: F11 receptor
Exons: 10
Coding region: 99-995 (298 amino acids)
Biological process (GO): cell adhesion; regulation of membrane permeability; establishment of endothelial intestinal barrier
Cellular component (GO): bicellular tight junction
Source: RefSeq, a predicted model, not a curated record